Molecule: messenger RNA, 825 nt
Organism: Gracilinanus agilis (Agile Gracile Mouse Opossum)
Lineage: Eukaryota; Metazoa; Chordata; Mammalia; Didelphimorphia; Didelphidae
Product: cilia- and flagella-associated protein 77-like
Exons: 1
Coding region: 1-825 (274 amino acids)
Source: RefSeq, a predicted model, not a curated record
AUGGCUUCACCCGAACCACAAAAAUCUGAAAGUCCCGUCCUAUGUAGAAGCCUCGACAGCAUGAGGAAUACCUGCCUCCCUCCCUUGCAACCUUUGCGCAGAACAAAUUUAAAGCCAGAAAUGGAGAACUACAGGCAUGGCUGCAUUAGGGAUUCCAUGUUUUGUAAUCACCUCAUCCUAAAGCCAGAAUUGGGAAGAACACGAAGAAAUUGCAGCGUGUUACCAGGAUGUGAUUUUGCGUAUGGAAAGCCUAACAACUAUGAAGAAAAUGUGGCUAAAACAAUCGGACAAUGGAAAAUACAUUCAUAUACUACUCCACCGAGAGUAGUAAGCCCACAUGAUUUUCUUUACUUAAAUGCAAAAGCUGUACAGGCUGGCUUUAUUACUUCCGCAGAGCAACAUAUAUUCAGAAGGAAUUAUCACAAAACCAAAGCAAUUAAAAAAAGUAAACCAUUACCAGAAAAUUUUAUCUCAAAAAAGCAUGACAAUGAGCCAAAUGUCACAGUAGCUGACCUAAUUCAGGAAAAGUUCAGAAAUCAGUGGAUACAGGAAAGAUUGCUGAAAGAUUCACUUUGUAAUAAAAAAACAUUCAAGUUCAUACCCAAAGUGGGUCACUACGAAACGUAUAGUUCGAAGAUCAAGUCCUAUCAUCCAACUAUCAAACCAUCCCCUCCUUGGCGAAUGCCCCAUUUUCAGAAGGUUAAAUCUUGUCUUAACACCUUCUCAGAUGAGGAGAUUCGCCAAAAGUCAUUCAAGAACUUCCGUGCAGAAGCUCCUGCUAGAUGUGGUACCCUUUCUCUGGGCAUUUACACUAAUUCAGUUUAA